Molecule: messenger RNA, 2573 nt
Organism: Xylaria bambusicola
Lineage: Eukaryota; Fungi; Ascomycota; Sordariomycetes; Xylariales; Xylariaceae
Exons: 3
Coding region: 501-2108 (535 amino acids)
Molecular function (GO): N-acetyltransferase activity
Source: RefSeq, a predicted model, not a curated record
CUAAGGCUGACCUGGGCCCAUAAUACCUGACUAGGGACCUUUAACAGGGGGGUAGGAGAGUAUGGUACCGAGCGGUGUACUUCGUAAGCGAGGUCCAACGUGUCUCGGGGGGUCGGGGGCCGCUUGAUGUUUACCCCCUGGUCACCCUUCUGCGAACCCUUGUGUGCCUAAUUUGUCACGUAAUUCAGAGCUUUCACAAUACGUACAUAUUAUUUGCGAAGACUGCCUAUCUUAUGUAUAAAGUAAGAUUGAGGGGUCCGCUAUUGUCGUUUUCUCCCUAACAGGAUACCCAGGUACCGUACUUCAUCAUCCAGGGGCGAAGUGUAGAGAGUAUCGUUGCUAUCGAAAUUCACUACGCAGAUAGCUCAUUAAAUCUAUUAGGCAGCAAUUAUGUGCAUUUGGUUAAGAAAAGACCUAAGAUAAUUUAACAAGACCGCAUAGUGAAGAUUAAUCGAACGCAUGUUAGAUUCUAAGGAGCUAGCUGCGCAGUCGCUGAGUUCAUGAUGGCAUCGGUUGACAAUAUAGUUCGACCUGUAGGCUCACAAGCCAAAUUCAAUACCGCUCGGCACAGCCUAGGUAUUCUACGCGCCGUGAUUGUGACAUGUCGUUACAGAAUACCAGCUACCCAUCUACGCCAGCAAUCAGCCUCCUUACAAGAUGCGGUUGAGAGUGCAUUGGCGAACGUGGUGCUCAGGCAAGCGAUUCUAGGCGUCGGUAUCGCGGCUGAGGACACGAAGGAGCCUGUUUUUAUACACCUUAAAACCAUAGACAUGCGACGCAUGAUUGAGUGGAAGGAGAUUAUCACACCAGGUGCCACAUCCGAUAUUCACACAGAAACGAAGAAAAAGGAAGCACUCUACGAGGACCGCUUGCUUCGCGCCCUUGAGAAAUACCACGAGCCAGUCUGGGAAGACCUUGCGGGUAAGCCAGGCUGGAAGAUCGUGGUGCACCACGAUCCGCGUCAAUUGGGUGUGAAAGAUGAUAAAGACGACGCGCUCUUGUCCUUCGACAUAUCCUUCUGCUUCCAUCAUGCGUACUCAGAUGGGAGGGGCGGUUAUAUCUUCCAUAGUGACUUACAACGAGCGCUCAAUGAGGGCGCUCGUCCCACAGAGCUUCAGAACCAUAUCCUCCACCUACUCACGCCUCCCGCGAUUCCACCUGCCAUGAGUGAUCUCAUACCCCUGUCGCUAUCAUGGGCUUACAUUCUGCGUACGGUUUGGACAGAGAUCGUGGGCGCGAUCCCUAUGCCUUUCUUCAUUCGACGUCUACUAGGUUUCGAGCCGAAUAAGGCCGAGAUUCCAUGGACGGGCGCUCCGAUCGAUGCGCUGAACCCAAAGACGCACGUCCGCACAUUGUUCAAGAUAGAAGACGAAGCGCAGCUGACGCGAAUCCUGGCGCAAUGUCGUAGCCAUAAGACUACCUUGACGGGAUUACUACACGCCUUGAUCGCACGCUCACUUGCAUGCCACGUGAAGGACAGAUCAUUCCGCUCCUCGACGCCCAUUUCACUCGCAGGGUAUGCAGACCCAAAAGUUGUCGGCUCGACAUUCACGCCGGGUGAGACGAUACACUGCCUCGUCACGGGGUUUCAAUGCAAUCAUGAUCUCGAUACUGUUCGACAGUUGCGCCAAAGCGGGGACAAGAACGGUACGCGAGUAGGCGAAGAUCAGACAGUCUGGGCUUUCGCGCAGGACAUGACGGCCCGUCUGCGUGCCAAGGCCGCCUCGCUACCGCGCGACGACAUCAUAGGCCUGUCUGGUUUGAUCGGAGAUUGGCACGAGUUCUUUCGUAAAAAGUUCGGUAAGGCGAGAGCUGACACGUGGGAGCUCUCGAACUUGGGGAGUCUUGCUGUGGUGGAUACGGGGUUCUCUGGGUCCGAAGACGCGGGGAACGACCAAAGUGCAGGAAAAGCAGAGCGGUGGUUCAUUGAUCGUGCAGUAUUCACGCAAGGGAAUUCCACCGGCCCCGCCGUAAAUAUUAAUGUUGCCGGCGUUGCUGCACAUGGUAUUCAUGCCACUGUUUGUUGGCAGGAUGGUGUUGUGGAUGUCGAGCUUGUGGAGAAGUUGGUGAGAGAUGUGCAGACUUGGGUUGCUGGUCUCGUCGGGUGACACAUCAUUUAUAAACUACCUACCUAUCUAUCGAUGCCAUGUCGAAAUCCCUAGGCAGAGGGCAAAGAAAUUAAUACUUAGUCAAUCUCCUAAAAAUUGCCAUUCUUACUUACGAUACAUAGUAAUAGUGGUAGGGUAAGGGCAGGCAACAGAGAUCGAACAAAUGACUAAAGCAUGAGGUUAUCUAGAAGGGGUCCCAUGCUUGGCUGCAGACUAGUGGCAUGCAUGGUAUUGGUAUACUUAUACUUAUACAGUUAUGCUUAGUCACAUAACCCACUCCAGAAUCGAUACAUGGACUAUAUAGAAGUGUGAAAAAAAGAAAAAAUUGAUUGAGCAAAUCUGGUGUUGGACCAGGUGAGGAUCGAACUCACGACCUUUGCAUUUCCUAUCACACGAGCUACACAAGGUGAAGCAAGUAUAAGAGCAAUACGCUAACCACUGCGACACAGGUCCGCAACGUCAUUU